AUGAUGGAGGGGGUCCUGGAGACCAAAACCCAACAGCUUCCCAAGCUCAGCACCGUGAAAUGGUUCUUGGUCUUGUCCCCACCGUACCAAAAUAUUCACCUCCUGGACAAGCUCCUUGAGUCCCAGGAGAGAAAAGAAGCUGAGCUGCCCGGCUCGAAAGGUCGUGAUCAGUGGCACAAGGUCUGGCUGGAAGCCAGUCACUGGUGUGACUACCGGGACACGGACACGAUCAGACCGCGCCAUGAUCUUGUCCUUCCUCACCACCAUCCCGAGAGUGUCACAGCUUUCUGCGAGGAUGUUGACCGAAGGGACUGGGUCCAGUGCCCUGACCUUCAUCCUUACCGGCAACCAAUGAGCAGCUACUGGAUGGCAUUGCCUCUCUGCUGCCUGUACCUCCUCAUGCUCCUGGGGAACUGCACCUUACUCUGGAUGAUAAAGACAGACCGCAGCCUCCAUACACCGAUGUACUAUUUCCUCUCCAUGCUCUCUGUGGCAGACCUGGGCUUGUCUCUCUCCACCCUGCCCACCAUGCUGGCCAUUUUCUGGUUUGAGUCCACCUCCUUCCGUUUUGAGGCAUGCAUUGUCCAGAUGUACUUCAUCCACUCCUUCUCUGCCAUCGAGUCUGGGGUCCUGGUGGCCAUGGCUUUUGACCGCUUUGUUGCUAUUUGCUACCCUUUGCGCUAUGCCUCUGUCCUGACGAGCUCCCUGAUAAUGAAGGCAGGGGGACUGAUCUUCAUGCGGGGCAUCUGUGUGGUGCUACCCGUUGCUGUGCUUAUUAGGAAGAUGUCUUUUUGCAGGUCCCAUGUCCUGUCUCACUCCUUCUGCCUGCACCAGGACAUGCUGAGGCUGGUUUGUGGGGAUGUGAAGGUUAACAGCUUGUACGGGCUAACCGCGGUGAUACUCACCAAGGGACUGGACUCCCUGACCAUCCUCCUGUCUUACAUGUUGAUCAUCAGGGCCAUCUUGAGCAUUGUCUCCCAGGAAGCACGAGGCAAAGCCUUUAGCACGUGCAUCUCCCACCUCUGUGCCGUCCUGAUCUUCUACAUCCCACUCAUUGGCUUGUCCAUCAUCCACAGGUUUGGGAAGCACCUGCCCCCCCUCACUCACACACUCCUGGCUGAUGCCUACCUCCUGGUGCCACCUGUCCUGAACCCACUCGUGUACAGCUGGAAAACCAAGCAGAUCCGCAGGCGGAUCCUCAUCCUGCUCUGCCGGAGGGGGACCCAGCAGUGGCUCUAG
Messenger RNA from Cariama cristata (Red-legged seriema), 1239 nucleotides. RefSeq names its product putative olfactory receptor 51H1. Gene Ontology annotation, biological process: G protein-coupled receptor signaling pathway. Gene Ontology annotation, molecular function: olfactory receptor activity; G protein-coupled receptor activity. The coding region runs from base 1 to 1239 and encodes 412 amino acids. The transcript is spliced from 4 exons. Gene Ontology annotation, cellular component: membrane. The record is from RefSeq and is a predicted model, not a curated record. Lineage: Eukaryota; Metazoa; Chordata; Aves; Cariamiformes; Cariamidae.